Capsaspora owczarzaki ATCC 30864 is the source of this 1125-nucleotide messenger RNA. RefSeq lists its product as hypothetical. The record is from RefSeq and is a predicted model, not a curated record. Bases 1 to 1125 code for a protein of 374 amino acids. Lineage: Eukaryota; Filasterea; Ministeriida; Capsasporidae. The transcript is spliced from 2 exons.
AUGAAUCAGACAAUUGAGCAGUUCAACCGCCGUGCUGCACGAAACGCUGCACGCAACAACGCGAUCCCCCGCCGUGUUGCACAAAACAUUCCGUAUUGCUCUCUGAAUGUUGGCGAUGCACCGGUGACGACAGAAUGGGUGCAAGGCUUGUUCGAUGCUGUGCUCAAUGGCAUACGCUUUAUUAUCUUCUUCGUGCACCUUAACCGGAUUCAAAAACAAAACGUCCGAGGGGGCAACAUUUACAUCAUCAGUCGCAGCACCAUCGAACGCUUUCCGAUCGGGGGCCAUUGGGGCAAGAGUUUCAUGCUCAAGAACGGCUGGCAAAAGUACAAGUCAAGCGAUGAACGCUUUGUGAAAUACCUGAUCCAUCAGGGCGGGCUGAGUCUGCUCUGGGUUCGAGACAUCCAGGCUGUCCGCAAUGCCGGCCUCGAGGAACAACUUGAAGACGAACAAGAGCUGAUGGCUGCACAGGCUGUCGGCAAUGCUGGCCUCGAGGAGCAACCUGAAGACGACCAAGAGCUGAUGGCGGCUGUCGGCAAUGCUGGCCUCGAGGAACAACCUUACGACGAACAAGAGCUGAUGGCUGCACAGGCUGUCGGCCUCGAGGAACAGCCCGAAGUCGAACAAGAGCUGAUGGCGGCUUUCGGCAAUGCCGGCCUCGAGGAACAGCCUGAAGACGAACAAGAUGCUUUCGGCAAUGCCGGCCUCGAGGAGCACCCUGAAGUCGAACAAGAGCUGAUGGCUGCUUUCGGCAAUGCCGGCCUCGCGGAACAACCUGACGACGUCAACGGCGCUAUCGACGAACACGAGCUUAUGGCUGUGAUGGCAGAUCUGCUUCCCUUGCCGGAAGGCGAGUGGCUUGGAGGCCGUCUGCUGUCGGACAUGCUCGAUGUUGAACCCUUUCUGAAUAGCGAUCCGAACGCUGCGCACUAUGGUCAAGGCACGGUUGCCCCCACGACUUUAGCAAGUGCUCCAGCGGACACCGUAGCUGCGUACCUUGAUGCGUACCUUCAAGAGGGCAGCCCCGCAGGUGCAUACAUCAUGUCGAGAAGCCCUCCUCAGGUGAACACUCGUUCACCUGCCGACGAGCCUGAAGCCGAUGCGAAGAUGCCCUUCAUGGCUUGA